UUUUCUUCUUUUUUUCCCCUGGGUGCGGAAGUAAAGCGGAAGUGGCGCAAUAACCUCUCAUCUUGAACCAUGCUUGAAUGGAGGUGACCUUAGUUAUUGUCAAAUUGUAAAGGAACGUAGCGAACACCUUUGCCGUGGACGCAGCGGGUACAUCGCGCCAGUCCCAUACAGUUUAGAUGCUACUACACUUGGCUUAAGUAUUUCUGAAGACUUUGCGAGUGAGGAGGACGAGCAGAGAUGGCAGAGGCGCAUCAGGCACGCGUGCAGCAUGUGGUGGAAGAAAUGGUCCAAAGCCUGGAGAGAGACCACAUCCGCAAAAUGCAGGGUCGCAUGUUCAAGUGCAGCGCAGACUGCUGCGAUCGCUCCACGGACUCCAUGGCCCAGGUGCAUCAGUGCAUCGAGAGGUGUCACACUCCGCUGGCCAAAGCCCAGGGACUGGUCACUUCAGAGCUGGAGAAGUUUCAGGACCGUCUGACCAGAUGCACGAUGCACUGCAACGAUAAGGCGAAGGAUCUUUUUGACUCCGGCGCCAAGGAGCCCGCCGUUCGAUCGCUGAUGGAACGCUGUGUGGGCAGCUGUGUGGACGAUCACAUUAACCUGAUCCCCAGCAUGACCCGAAGACUCAAAGAGAAUUUGGACUCUAUAGAGCAGUGAUGAGCGGGAUGGAUGGCUGUGGUCCAUCCAGCUGCCAGUCGACUCAGCCAGUUUGACCAGUAACAACUGAACAUCAUGAAAAGGCAGGGGGAGUGGAGUUUAAAAUCCUUUGAGGCAAAGGGUCGAGUUUUGACCAGUUUUAAAGGCUUUGACUCUGAAUUUUGGUGUUGUGGAGAUUUAAAACUGCUCAGAGGUUUAUUAUUGUACUAUGUACUAUGUGUAAUCUAUGAACAGCGACUUCCUGGGAAAUGGAAGCUGGAAGUUUUUGGCUUGUUAGAUGUUGGUUCAUGUGGAACAAGAAAUAAAUCCGGUGAAGCAUCUGGUGUCGCACCGAUGUCUGUGAAUAAG
Molecule: messenger RNA, 1002 nt
Organism: Xiphias gladius (swordfish)
Lineage: Eukaryota; Metazoa; Chordata; Actinopteri; Istiophoriformes; Xiphiidae
Gene: timcc
Product: family with sequence similarity 136 member A
Exons: 3
Coding region: 238-654 (138 amino acids)
Cellular component (GO): cytoplasm
Source: RefSeq, a predicted model, not a curated record